Molecule: messenger RNA, 3262 nt
Organism: Dromaius novaehollandiae (emu)
Lineage: Eukaryota; Metazoa; Chordata; Aves; Casuariiformes; Dromaiidae
Product: acyl-coenzyme A synthetase ACSM4, mitochondrial-like
Exons: 18
Coding region: 1417-3159 (580 amino acids)
Biological process (GO): fatty acid biosynthetic process; acyl-CoA metabolic process
Cellular component (GO): mitochondrial matrix
Molecular function (GO): fatty-acyl-CoA synthase activity; fatty acid ligase activity
Source: RefSeq, a predicted model, not a curated record
UUGUCUCCAGUGCAGUAUGCAGCAACCCAUGUCUUGAAAUGGUUUCACUGGCAUGCUACCUAAGGGAUACAGAGCAUUCGACACAGUAGAAUCCUGCUGGAAGAAUUAAUUUGAGGAACCUUCCUUUCAGUUACUGUUCCUGAUUGAUCACAGCAUCUACAUGCAUAAAACAGUGCAGUCUCCAAAUCAAACCACUUGAAUAAAAACUGAAUUUCCAUCCUGUGAAGCCAGAAUGCAUCCUGCAAAACUCUCUACUGACAAGGCAACUCGGUCAGGUUAUAUAAUUGGCAGCCUCACAAGCUUUUCAUCUUUGUCUGAAUGGUACUCGAAAAGGAGUGAAGUUCUUUCCUACUCUUGAAAAUAUCAAUGAAACUCACAGAAAGUGCUUGCUGCUAAGUGUCCCACUGAUCAGAAGAAACCAAGGGCACAUUGCCUCACUACCCGAAAGAGCGAGGUUCUGGAAAGUCAGAAACAAAGCUUUCUUCCUUUUUAUUUAUUUGUUUUUUUAACCAAUGACUCUCAGAAGCAGUCCCACCAAAAUUAUUGAGAUUCCUUGGGUAACUACUUCCUACUCCAUGAGAUAAAAGAGCUCCAGAUCUGAUCCUGGGUCUGUUUAUUUACAGCUCUUACAAGCGCAGUCUCAGAGAUACCUGAAACGCUCAUCUGCAUUACUUUGGCGUGCUGAAGCCUUUGCAUAGCCCAACCGGACAUGCCUAGGGUGGUUAUUGCGCCCCGGACACAACGCUGACAACCUCCCAAGGCACCAGAGCCAGCAAGACGCUUCUGCGAGGAGACCUUUCAAGGACAGCACCUCCGCGUUCCUCCAGGUGCAUCAGAAAGGUCCGCGGGAUGGGGCGCUGACAUCUCCGUCAAGGUAAACGGGAAUAAGUCAUCUUGUUGGAGUAAUUAUCUGUACUCGGUGGAAUUAUACCAACAAUGAAUUUGGAAGACCGUGUGGAUUACACAGAGAACCGUAUUCAGCUAUAAGCCUGGGAGGUGAAUUCAAAUCCAAGUUCUUGUAUGGAUACAGAGAUCUUCUUGACGCUGAUCACUUUGGGCCUGGGGGCAAGGAAGCGGCUGCCAAGGCUAACCCAGCAUUGCAGGCUCACGCUUGAAGAGCAGGGCACCCACCGGCAGAGUACAAGGACAGGCGCAGUUUUGUGAGGUGUCCUUUUCAAACCAGACACGAACCUCCCAAGGAGCAUUUUGUCAGCAAAUGGAAAGAGUUUGAGCAUGGGCACAGAAGAUACAGAAAAUAAAUUAUCCAGCCUCUGAGAACAACUCAAGCCCCUUGGCUCAGAUGUGGGAAGAAGAAUAAAGAGCCGUGGAACUACGGGAGUUAAAAGCACCUAUGACCGAUCCCUGUAAGUCUUCAUCUGAUUUUUUUUCACGUUGCUUGAUAAAUCAUCAUUUAUCAUGAGAGCAUUUGUUAAAUUAUGGAUUCCUCAGUGCUUGCGGAUUCUCAAGUCAUCAUGCAGAUUAUUCCACGGAUACCACAGGCUUCUUGCAUCUCAGAUUAUUUCAUAUUAUGAUUCUAUAAACCAGUGUGAAAAGGAACCACCAGAAUAUUUCAACUUUGCAAGUGAUGUCUUGGAUAAAUGGUCACAACUGGAAAAGGAUGGAAGAAGGCCAGCAAAUCCAGCUUUUUGGUGGAUAAAUGAUGAGGGACAGGAGGUGAGGUGGAGCUUUGAAGAACUGGGAUUUCUGUCCAGUAAGGCAGCUAAUAUACUCUCUGAGGCAUGCGGUUUGCAGAAAGGAGACAAAGUUAUAGCAGUUCUCCCUCGGGUCCCUGAAUGGUGGCUACUGAAUGUAGCCUGUAUGCGAACAGGAAUUGUCUUUAUUCCAGCAACAUCUCAAUUAACAGCCAAAGACAUUUUAUACCGACUCCAGGCCUCAAAGGCCAAGUGCAUCAUUGUCAGUGAUGCACUGGCACCUGCAGUGGAAUCUAUCAUGCCUGACUGCCAGUUUCUGAAAAGCAAAAUAAUUGUAUCCAAAGGCAGCAGAGAUGGGUGGCUGAACCUCAAAGAACUCCUUGCGAUGGCAUCUGCUGACCAUAAAUGUGUCAAGACAAGGAGUCAAGACCCGAUGCUGAUCUAUUUUACUAGUGGAAGUACAGGCUCUCCAAAAAUGGUGGUGCAGUCCCACAGCAGUUAUGGCAUUGGAUUUACUGUCAGUGGCAGGUACUGGAUGAACUUGACUCCCUCAGAUAUAAUGUGGAAUACCUCUGAUACAGGUUGGGUAAAGUCAGCUUGGGGCAGUGUUUUUGCUCCAUGGAUCAAUGGAUCAUGUGUCUUUAUACACAAUAUGCCUCAGUUUAAACCAGCAAUUAUUGCAGAUACUCUCUCAAGAUACCCCAUUACCACCUUUUGCACAGCCCCCACAGCCUACCGCAUGCUGGUGCAACAUGGUUUGAGCAGCUACAAGUUCAUGAGUCUGAAACACUGUGUAUCUGGAGGGGAACCACUCAAUCCUGAAGUGAUGGAGCAGUGGAAAAUCCAAACAGGCUUGAAUAUCCAUGAAGGUUAUGGCCAGACAGAGACGGUAACAAUAUGUGCCAAUGUGAAAGGAAUGAAGAUUAAACCUGGCUCUUUGGGAAAAGCCUUGACCCCUUAUGAUGUGCAGAUCGUAGAUGACCAUGGGGCUAUUCUCCCUGCAGGAGAAGAAGGUGACAUUGCUGUCCGAAUCCAACCUAAGCGACCAUUCUGUCUGUUCUCUCAGUACUUGGAUAAUCCAGAGAAAACUGCUGCCACUGUGCGUGGAAAUUUUUACAUCACUGGGGACAGGGGGAUUAUGGAUGAAGAAGGAUAUGUCUGGUUUGUUGGAAGAGCUGAUGAUAUAAUUAAUUCCUCUGGGUAUCGUAUUGGUCCAUUUGAAGUUGAAAGUGCAUUAAUACAACACCCUGCAGUGUCAGAGUCAGCUGUUGUCAGCAGUCCUGAUCCAAUUCGAGGGGAGGUAGUCAAAGCCUUCGUUGUUUUGGCCCCUGCCUUUGUAUCACAUGAUCCGGAAGAACUAACUCGCGAUCUUCAGCAGCAUGUCAAAAAUGUGACUGCUCCUUACAAGUAUCCGAGGAAGAUUGAGUUCGUUCAGGCUCUGCCAAAGACUGUUGCUGGGAAAAUCCAGAGGAAGGUUCUAAGGAACAAAGAGUGGGGAAGAGCAUAAUGUGAUCCAGAAACUGAGGAGACAAUAUUUCUACCAUCUAUACUGGCCACAGCACAGCGUUUGGACUUGGCAUGUUAUCAUUACCCAGAGCACUAAGAGAACA